GCUUAUUGCAACGCUUUAAGUGUAAGCUUUCGAACGAGGAGCUUGCGAGACGCUUUUAGAAUGUCGAUUCGAGUGUGCGAGUAGGUAACAAUUCGUUUACACGCGAAGGCGCUGAUCGAAAGAGCAGAGAACCGAUUGUUUCCGCGGCUCAUCCUCGGAUGCGCGACGACUUUGGCAAGAUUGCUUUUUAAAUCGCUGCCGACUGUCUUAUCCCUUCUCCUAAAUAGAAAACGGUCCCUAACAAGCCGCGACCAAGGAGGUCACACUGCAACGACGUUAAAACUUGUCGCGACCUAUGUGUGUAUGCGCGCAUGCAGUACAUGCCUCUCGCGGAUCGAUCAUUUAUCCGAAUGCGCAAUUUCCAGCCAGGCGGAAAUCUUUCCAAUCAGAGCUCCGCAUGCCUAGGCGAACUCGGAAAAAUAAAGCUCGCCGUUGAAGAACACACACACACAAACACACACAUAACGCUGCGCGUCGUCGAGAGAUCGGUCGAGGAUUUUAAUGGGAUCGUUUUUCCCGAUAGGACAUAUUAUGUAUACCGCGCGCACGUCUGCGCUAUCCUCCUUGAUCGCGCCGAAAAAAGAAGCUUUUAUUUUCUAUGGCAAACAAAAUGUCUCGAGUGUAAAACUCGCUGAUCCAGCGACGGGAUAUCCAAUUAAACAAGUCCCGCCUUUGAAAUCAUCGAUGUAUACUGAAAAAAAAAAAAAAAACAACGGCAACACCUCUCGACCCGACUCUUUUGCUCUAUUUGCAAUUAGUUCUGUUUACCGCUCGCCUUUAUUUAUACAGGGCCGAGUUUAGCGGGUAGGGAAUUUUUUGAAAAUUUCAGCGACGUCGCGACCUACUUUUUCGCGCUGAGACGUUCGAGAGGGUGAUUUUCUUGCUUUUUUUUUUUUUUUUUUUUUUUUUUUUGACCGACCCAGCGAAUGACGGCUGCGCUGCGUCUCUCGAGGCUCGACACACACGCGUGUAUAAGUGCUUUCGGGCUCGAUAAGGGCUUGAAUAAUAAUUCGGACAUUAGCAUAGAAGCGGACGCCUUAAAUCAAUCAAAGCAUAGAGAAACGCAGCUUUCUCGGAUUCAGAUCGGAGUAAAAGACAAGUUGUUAAAGAUUCGCGGCGCAUAAAAUUUGCCUCGACUUAUUCGCCGGGACGCGCUUUCAAUUAUAUCAGUCUCUCGAUUUCGUCUUUUCGCUCUUAUCCAUAUUUAUGCGUUGCCGACUCGUCGUCGCGGUAUAAUGAAAUGAAUAUUCUUAUUUCCGCUAGAGAGCGAGAGAGAAGAUUGAUUCGCAUCCCCAAUUUCCGAAUCUAAUAGCAACUCGGCCGUAUAAAUUGGAUAGUUGCAUGUUAUAUGUAUUAGGCGUCGCGCUCGUUGCGCUCCUUUGGAUGUAGCGAAUAAAAGAAGCUGCAGCCGCGUAUCGAUUCCGAAUUUAUUUCCGCUGUUAGAUUCGAUUAAAUCUUGUUUUUUUCUCUCUCACAAAAAAUUUCCCCCAACAAUCACCGCGCGAAAUCCAUCGGUACACACUAUCGAUGGGUCCCCCCCCCUCCCCACAAGCUUUUUCCGCUGAUCGAAGCAAUCUGCAAGGAAAAGAAAGCACGAGCCGUGAGACACGAGUGCACACUCUUGACAUGGUUUUUUCGAAGACGCCGACGAUGAGGAAAACUGCUGCGGCGGAUCCGUUGCUCUCUUUUACACAGCUUCCCACGCUGUUGAGAGGAUCGAAUCGCGAGAGAACAUCGGCGGCUCAUGUCGGGACUGGAAAUAAGGCAAUUGACGCGAUCGCGAGGAGGCGGCUGCAGCAGCGCAUGAUCAUGAGGAGGCUCCUCGGGGACGAGAUCGCGCGCAGCGGCUGCUCCGCCUUCCUACUGCUGGCCUCUUGCCUUCUUCUACUGGCGCGAGCGGAGCCAAACUCGCCGACGGCCCGACGGGAACGGACGCAGAGCAACAACCACGGCAACAUAAGCGAACUGCUGGACAACCUGCUGCGCGGCUACGACAAUAGCGUCCGGCCGAAUUUUGGCGGUCCUCCGGCGGUCGUCGAGGUCGACAUCAUGGUUCGCAGCAUGGGACCCAUAUCCGAGGUCGACAUGACCUACUCGAUGGACUGCUAUUUCCGGCAGUCGUGGGUGGACCGUCGGCUGGCCUUUCAGAGCGGCAAGGAGACGCUCGCUCUGUCGAUCUCGAUGCUCGCUCGCAUAUGGAAGCCCGACACUUACUUCUACAACGGCAAGCAGAGCUACCUCCACACCAUCACCAGCCCCAACAAGUUUGUCCGGCUUUACCAAGACGGCCGGGUCCUCUACAGCUCGAGGCUCACCAUCAAAGCCGCCUGUCCCAUGAAUCUCGAGGACUUCCCCAUGGACACCCAGAGAUGCCCGCUCAAGUUUGGAAGCUACGGCUACACGACGCGCGACGUAAUCUACAAGUGGAACAGCGCGCGCCAGGUGGCGAUCGCCCACGACAUGAAGCUCUCGCAGUUCGACCUCGUAGGCAAUCCAACGGCCAACGCCACCGACUCCACCCUCUCCCAGAAUUCCCUCGUUGCAGAGUACUCGAUGCUGCUGGUCUCGUUCCACCUGAAGCGGCACAUGGGCAACUUCCUCAUCCAGGUCUACGGGCCCUGCGUCCUCCUCGUCGUGCUUUCCUGGGUCUCGUUCUGGCUCAACCGGGAGGCCACCGCCGACCGCGUAUCUCUCGGCAUAACAACGGUCCUCACGAUGACGUUCCUGGGCCUGGAGGCCCGCACGGACUUGCCUAAAGUUCCCUACCCCACGGCCCUCGACUUCUUCGUCUUCCUCUCCUUCGGCUUCAUCUUCGCGACGAUAAUCCAGUUCGCGGUGGUGCACUACUUCACCAAGUACGGCUCGGGCGAGUGUUACUUCAACUCCGAGACGGAGAACGACGUCGAGUCGAGCGACUCCGAGACGGAGAUGAGACAGACCCCGUCCACCUCGUCGAUCUGCCAGCCGCAGCCGCCGCCGCCUCAGAAGCUCAGGAGAGGACAGGGCACGAGGCACAGGCGGAUGCCGAGGUACAACUCCGUCUCGAAGAUCGACAGGGCGAGCAGGCUCGUCUUUCCGCUCUUCUUCCUCGCCAUCAAUCUGUUCUACUGGUUCGCCUACUUGUCCCGUAGCAAGAGGAUCGAUUACUUUUGAACGAUCAGCUUUUACCAGAGACAGUAUUCGUUAGACGCGCACGUGUAUGUGUGGAUCGUGCGCAAUGCGCUUCCAAAGCGGUAUACGUAUAAAUAUUCGAAUUAUAAAUUCGUCGAUGCGAAAUCUAGUCAAUAUUGAGGAGAGAGAGAGAGAGUCGGAGGCCAGAGAUAGCCGCAACGUAUAAUUCAUUCAUUAAACGCGAGAGACGCUCGCGAUAAAAGUUUUACGGACAAACGAGAGAAAAGCUCAGCUUGCGUAUCGCACACAUAUUAACGCGAUCGAUUUUACUUACCGGCGAAAUAUACGCGGCUGCUGCUGCUGCUGCUGCUGCGUUUGAUAUAUAGUUAUAUACAUUACACAGGGUAACCGCAUGAUGUACCGAGUGGAAAAUGGAUUUAUACCAAGCUACGACAUGGCCGCAUUGAUUAACGUAUAGCGAAAGAGUCAUCUACAAAACUAGCCAGUCAACUAUAACGAGUGAUAUAGCGAUUUUUCGUUAGUCGGCACCUUUUGAAAUAUUUUCGUAGAUAUAUAAAUGUAAAAUAAUUUGAAUAACAUGAGCUUCUGAGAAGUGGCGAAUCGGUUGCGCCUACGUCAAUUACGCUUCGAGAUCUUGAAAGCUGAUACAUUUGGCCGUAUAAGUAAUUGAGGAAAAACCCAUUCUUUUAUAUAACUUUGGAAUACUUGUAUGAGAAUUGUCACUCGAACAGGAUAACACGCUUUGUCUGAGUUUUUCGCGAAAUUACAAAUAUACAAAUAUAUAUAUAUGUAUAUUAUACGGUGCGGAAAUGAAUGAAAAGAUAAAUUGUGUAAAUAAACAGCUCGAGUACGAGA
Nasonia vitripennis (jewel wasp) is the source of this 3987-nucleotide messenger RNA. It is a transcript of the gene GRD, whose product is annotated as GABA-gated ion channel GRD. Gene Ontology annotation, biological process: chemical synaptic transmission; nervous system process; regulation of membrane potential. The record is from RefSeq and is a predicted model, not a curated record. NCBI's taxonomy places the organism in Eukaryota, Metazoa, Arthropoda, Insecta, Hymenoptera, Pteromalidae. Gene Ontology annotation, cellular component: synapse; neuron projection; membrane. Gene Ontology annotation, molecular function: extracellular ligand-gated monoatomic ion channel activity; GABA-A receptor activity; neurotransmitter receptor activity. Bases 1528 to 3153 code for a protein of 541 amino acids. The transcript has 8 exons.